Molecule: messenger RNA, 1993 nt
Organism: Staurois parvus
Lineage: Eukaryota; Metazoa; Chordata; Amphibia; Anura; Ranidae
Source: the annotation of a GenBank genome assembly
CAUGUAACAGAUUGUGUAUGACCAGGAAGGAGUGUUUAUACAUUCCUCCUGUGGAAAAAUGGAAGAUCAAGACAGUUUAAUUCCGGGAAUAUUACAUGUUAUAGAAAAGGAUGUUGACGUUAUAGUAGAUUGGAGACCUCUUGAAGAAACUUUGGAUUCAUCAAACAUUCUGUGUGCUGUAAAGGAUUCUAGUUCAGUUGUAGAGUGGAAUCAAAGUCCAAAAGAGCGGCCUGUCUGCACUGAACAUCAGAACAGCUAUGAAGCAGAGUGGGAUAUGGUCAACACAGUUUCCUUCAAGAAGAACCUUCCAAAAGGGGGUGUUCAGAGUCCAGUAAAUAUCCAGAGCAAAUGGUCAUUCCUCUUCAGCUUGACUGACCUCAAGUCAAUUAAACAGAACAAAGAAGGCAUGGGGUGGUCUUAUUUUGUUUUCUGCUUGAAGGAUGAUGUUAUCCUUCCAGCUCUUCACUUCCAUCAAGGAGGAAGCGAACUUCUGCUUGAGUGCCUUGAAAAAUACGUGGUGCUGUGCGAGUCAGAUCAGGAUGGUCGAAUUCUUCUUGUGGAUAGCCAAAACAGAAGCCUUUCCCAAUCUUUCGAAAACCUCCAUGAAGAGCCCACUGACGGUUUACUACAGAAAUUUAAGAAGGACCCGUAUGCUGCCACAAUGAUAAACUUUUCCAAAGUUACAAACUUCCUGGUUCACUCUUUACGAGGUUCUGAUUCAGCUACACACCGCAGGCCACCUCAGGAAAUGGCUGAUUUCCUUGUUGAUGCAAUUCCCGAUUUAAAAAUAAAUCAACAAGAAGAAUCAGGGUUUGAAGUAAUAACUCGUAUUGAUGUUGGAACUCGCCCAGAAGUCCAACGAAGAGAUCCAGUUUCGACUUCUGAAUGGGAUAGCCAUAUGGAUUCAGAAGGAAGAAUUCAGAAUGUGGACCAUGUAAAGACCAUGAUAUUUAAAGGGGGGCUCUGCCAUGCCCUAAGAAAGGAGGCUUGGAAGUUUUUGUUGGGAUAUUUUCCAUGGAACAGCACAAAAGAAGAACGGGCUCUGCUGCAAAAAAGGAAAACAGACGAGUAUUUUCGAAUGAAACUCCAGUGGAAGUCGGUCAGCGAAGAGCAAGAAAAGCGCAAUUCAAGACUAAGAGACUACAGGAGUUUAAUAGAGAAAGAUGUGAACCGCACAGACCGAACAAACAAGUUUUAUGAAGGCCAAGAUAAUCCUGGAUUAAUUUUACUUCAUGACAUUUUGAUGACAUAUUGUAUGUACAAUUUUGAUCUUGGAUAUGUUCAAGGCAUGAGUGACUUACUUUCCCCUGUCCUGUAUGUGAUGGAAAAUGAAGUGGAUGCUUUCUGGUGCUUUGUAUCAUAUAUGGAUCAAAUGCAUCAAAAUUUUGAAGAACAAAUGCAAGGCAUGAAGACACAGCUGGUGCAGCUUAGCACUUUGCUGCGUUUACUGGACAGUGGAUUUUGCAGUUAUCUUGAAUCUCAGGACUCUGGUUAUUUAUAUUUUUGUUUUCGUUGGCUGCUGAUCAGGUUUAAAAGGGAAUUUAGCUUUCAUGAUAUUCUUCAAGUGUGGGAGGUGAUAUGGACAGGCUUACCCUGUCAAAACUUCCAUCUGCUCAUUUGUUGUGCUAUAUUGGAGUCGGAGAAGAAGCAAAUAAUGGAGCAGAACUAUGGCUUCAAUGAAAUUCUAAAGCAUAUCAAUGAACUUUCCAUGAAGCUGGAAAUUAAUGAUGUUCUGUGUAAAGCGGAAGCAAUCUCUUUGCAGAUGAUGAAAUGCAAGGAUUUGCCUCCAGCAGUUUGUGAAGUUCUUGGCCUUAACAACAACACUGCACCACUGUCAUAUGACACAGCCGAGGAUUGCAUUGUCAAGAAGCAUUACCAAAUGUCACCGUCUCAGAAUAGCUCUGUGCCUGUACACCCCACUAAUGGGACAAGAAGUAAUUCAAACCUGAAAGCUCUGCCAAACAGUGUUCACACACCAACUUCUGCCUGGUAA